AUGUUAGUAGGGGUCCCCUUGGGUCCAUCGUUCAUCCAGCACGAGUACAAGUCUUUUUUCGGUGCCCUCGCGUCUAACGCGUCUCUGAAAAAGGUGAGCGUCGAGUGGCUUCCAGAGUUGGACGUCGUCGAUACGUUCCGAGCCAUGCGCAAGGCCGGAGUACAGGAUCAACUUCUUCUUCGUGGCAGUGUGAGCUCCUCGAUAGCACAGUACCUUAUGGGCACGGCCACACUCAGGGAGCUGGACCUGUCUUUCCACGUCAGCAGCAGCAGCAGGGACACUUUAGACGAAGCGAUCGAGGCGGGAACUGCAGCACUGUCCGUCAAUGAGAGUAUACGCUGGCUGAAAAUAUUCGACCCCUGCUUUGACGAGACUGAAACCGCUAUGCUGGCGGACAUGUUACAGACGAGCCGGGCUCUGUGCUACGUGUACCUGCAUGAAGGCUACCGCGAGUCGAGUAACUCUUCGCUGAUCGGAAAGCCGUCGCCCACCGUCUCGAGCAACUACUGCCUCCUGAGGUUGCACGUGGGCAUGCUGUGCAUGCGCAGCGAUGACUGGUUUACCGUCUACGACGUCGAAACAAUUCCUAGCUUUAGUUUCACAUUGCACGAAUAUGGCUCCUGGGCUGAAAGAGCUCCUGAAAACCGAUCGGAGCAUGAUGCAUGCAUGGAAACCGCACCACAGAAGGAGCAAGCCUCUUCCAGUGAAAAGAGGAAGUACCUGAAGCUCAGUCGUGUCACUGAGGCUUGCAGCCCAAUGUUCCGUGGGGCGCAAGUGAAUGUCACCAACGAUGGGCCUGCCAUACUGGACUCGACCAUCACGUUUCGGGCGCAGUUGAUUGGUGCGGACUACCCCGAGCUCUACUAUGUCUUCCAACACAACGUGCCGUCGGGCGGAGGACCCGUUACGGUCACCAAUAGUACCAGGCCACGGCUGCGCAUUGCCUUCCUCGCCUACAGGCAUCAGCCGGGCGAGUAUGUCAUGACGGUCACCGUGCUAAAGCAGUACUUAUUCUCAAAGCACAAGAUUGCCGAGGGUUCCUGCAAGUUUCUGCUUACCCGGGACAUCGUCGGAAGAAUUGUGGUGUCCCAGAACAACCACACGCUGCAGGACGACCAAACCAUCGUGUCCACGAACCGGACGACAAACUUCACUUUCGAGCUGCACGAUCCCAGUGGCUUCUUUACCAACUCGUCUGACAGCUUGUCUUGGAAGCUGGAUUACGGCCUUUCCCAUUAUGCUCCCUACUACACCAUAAACUUCACUGACACGAACGUCCACACCGUGAACCUCAUCGUGGUAGCACUUGUAACCCGGCCGAGCUCGACAUCUCCGCAGGUCAAGCUCGGCUCCUUCACGCGCACCAUCGCCCCCAAAGACCCUAUAACAGGUGUCAACGUCCAAGGAAACAUCUGGCUUCGCCGGGGUGACGUCGUCUCGCUUCAGGUGUCGUGUAAUGGCAGUGCCCCUUACAACUACUGCUGGAAGUACCUGCCGAGCAACGCGACAAGCAACUCGACGGCCAACCUGACCUGCGAUGAGCCCAUCUCGACCAACCAGUGCCAGUUCCCGCUGGUGCACUACUUCCCGCAGGAUGGCUCGCACUUCAUCGCCAUCCUCGUGAGCAACAUCGUCCAGGCAAAGCCUUACAUCAAGAACAUCGAAGUGCACAUCUACGAUGUCCCACGGAGUGGCCUACUCUCCACCAUCAUCCUGCCAAUCGUGUGCUCGCUCCUGGCGUUCGUCAUCCUGGUCACGGGCAUAGCGUACCACAUCCACACGCGCAACCGGCUUCAAGUCGAGGUUGCCGACUUUGACUUCCAACGGCCGGACCUGGAGCUCACGGAAAAGACCUUCUGGGAGCACCUGCUUGGCGCUUGGAGGGAUGCAUUCCCGAACUGGAGCAAGCAGUCCCACCACGAUGUUGACAGCGCUGGUGAGGGAGACAGCCUGACGGCACCCGAGAACAAUCGUCACCACAGCGACGAGGAAAAGAAGUCGCCCGAAACCCCUCCGCCAAGAGGUCCUGGCGAUGGAACGGAUGCUGCACUUGCCGAGAAGAGUGGUGUGGAUUCUUCUGUUUGGAGAACGGGCCAAGUAGAGAGAUAACGAGUGUGCUAUGCUGCGGAAGAUGAGUGCGAUGCGCAACAGCUGUGUGGUGUACUACCGUCUCCUGUGACCAGCAGGUUUGCUAGCUGUUAUUGAACGAUAUGAUCGGUUGUGUCGGGACUGCAGUGGUACAGUUUUAGUGACUCUUUUUAUGCAUUGGUGACUGAAGUGAGAGCAGUGCCUGGAGCAGUCAGUUUUGGUAAGGGGCUGCGUGGUGAUGGUUUUAUGCCAGUGCUGAAUUCUUUACGUGAAAACACGUGAAGAACGGAUGUCCACUGAUGAUUUUUGCGUAGGUAGUGUGUUUGUCAUGGUGGGCUGCACAGCUCUAGGACGUCUGAUGCCUUGGUUGCGAGAAAGGGCUCAGUAGUAUUAAUGAGAUGGAAGCUCAGAUUAAUGGAAUGCAAUGUGGAUCUGAUAGAUUCAUCUUACCUGUCUAUACCUUGCUCUUGCUAGGCUGGCAUCUGAAAGCAUCCUUUACUUCGCUAUUGAGAUCUCGUUGUGCCAUUGGCAAUGCUGUGGCUGCACAAAUAUGAUGAUAAUAUAAUAAUAAUAUAAGUUCAAUCAAUUUCAAGUCACAGUGGGCAGAAGUAGAGUUUAGCUUGUUUGGGUAUAGAACAUGUCUGAAGUUUUGGGUGAAAGACGAUAUAUUGCAAUGCGUCGCAUUGGGCAGAUUGUGGGACAGUGAUUGCCACUCUGUUUUUGUUGUACAGUG
This is a messenger RNA of Rhipicephalus microplus (southern cattle tick), 2821 nucleotides long. RefSeq names its product transmembrane protein 130-like. The record is from RefSeq and is a predicted model, not a curated record. Lineage: Eukaryota; Metazoa; Arthropoda; Arachnida; Ixodida; Ixodidae. Gene Ontology annotation, cellular component: plasma membrane.